CCAGCUCCAACCAGGCCUCGAACCCGGGUCUCCCGGGUGGAAGACCCUUGGGUCUACAGCAACCCAAGCUGUAGACCUCUGAAGCUCCACUGGAGUUACCAAAGAUGUGGAUGUGAAGGUCUCAUACAGGAGAUGGACAGUCAGUCUGCUUGCAAGUCGAGAUAAUAUUAACUUACUUCAAUAUGGGAGCGGGUGGAUUCUUAGUAGUCUUCAGCUUGUUUCAGAUUUUCUUCAUAUCGCACUGCGACGCAGGGAAUAUUUUGGUAUAUCCUCUAGAUGGCAGCCACUGGAUCAAUAUGAAGAUCCUGUUAGAAGAACUUCAUGCCAGGGGUCACAACAUCAGUGUGAUCAGAGGUUCCAGCAGCUGGUAUAUUCCAGAAAAAUCCCCCCUCUACACAUCCAUCACAGUUGAAAUGGACAGAGAUGUGAAGGAUUUCUUUGCUGACUUUAUACAAUACCAACUGCGGGUGCACCGAGAAGGGUCCUCACUGAUAACGUUCUUCAAGCUCACAAAAAAGUUUAUGUCCUUUGUUUCUGUGGGCCACACUCUUUGGUGUGAUGCUGCAUCAAAGAUUUUGGAAAAUCCAAAGUUGAUAAAAAGCUUCAUAGAAUCACAGUAUGAUCUGGUUCUUACUGAUCCAGGAAUAGGACCAGGUGUUGUGUUAGCUAAAUAUCUUAAACUGCCAUUAGUCCUCAACGUUCGCUGGAUUACCAGUGGAGAAGGUCACUUUGUGUUGGCUCCCUCACCGCUCUCUUAUAUCCCAGUGAUCCCAGGACCUGGUCUAACAGACAAAAUGAAUUUCAUCCAGAGAAUCCAAAACAUUUUUUUCUAUAGUAUCAUAUUAUUCCAGCAGAAAUUUGUGGUGGGACCUAUUUAUGAUGCUAUGUGUGAUAAAUACAUUGAGGGUGGAUGCGACAUUGUCUCACUGCUUCAAGAUGCUGAUAUUUGGCUGUUCAGGUCAGAUUUUGUCUUUGAUUUUCCUCGGCCAACAAUGCCAAAUGUUGUCUACAUUGGAGGGUUCCAGUGUAAACCUGCGCAGCCUCUACCAGCGGACCUGGAGGAGUUU
Poecilia reticulata (guppy) is the source of this 1067-nucleotide messenger RNA. Lineage: Eukaryota; Metazoa; Chordata; Actinopteri; Cyprinodontiformes; Poeciliidae. The record is from RefSeq and is a predicted model, not a curated record.